CCGGCCUGUUUCCCAAAUGGUAUGUAUUUCCUAGCAUAAUUUUGCAAUCCAAUUCUUUCAAUUGGUCAGGCAGAAUGCCUUUGAGCGUACCCUGUGUCCCAACAGGCAUGAAAACUGGUGUAUCUACGACACUGUGAGGCAAUGUCAUCUCUGCAACACGAGCUUUUGUAGUAGAACAUUCUGCAAUUAUUUUAAAUGUCAAAGCAUGAGCUCUCUUCGUCGCCAUCUUUGGUAUCCCCGAUUAAUUGGGAAUUCCCUUAUUUUUAACCAAUCAAACACCUUCUUACUUAAGAAAUUACCAAUGAAGACUUCUGUUUCAAAUAAUUCUGUGCGCAUGCGUGUAUAUCAUUUCCAAGAUGGAGGACAUAGACGGGAAGUCCACAUAUGCCCAAACAAAUUCACCAUGUAUUGAGUCGAAAUACACGUCAAUAUCUCUUACAAACGCACAAUAUACUAAAGGUGAUUUUGUUGGAUAUGUGUUCGCUUGGUUCAGCUUAGUACCUAUCGCUCUGAUUGUGUCAUUCCUUACCUUGAUAGUGUUUAGGAGAGAUCUUCACACAAUCUCGUAUUUCUGUGGUAUACUGCUGAAUGAAGCUUGUAACUGGAUUCUGAAACAUACAAUUAGAGAACACAGGCCCCCCAGAGAAAUAACAGUGCUGUUCACAGAAUAUGGAAUGCCAUCUAGUCAUGCACAGUUCAUGUUUUUCUUUGCAACUUAUAUGAUAUUAUUCUUAUUUAUACGGGUGUAUAAAAAUUAUAACCUGAUAGAUGAUCUAUGGAAAUAUGCUGCAGCUUUUGGAAGUCUUACGGUAGCAGGACUGGUAGGCUAUGCCAGGAUAUACUUAGGGUAUCACACAGGAAGUCAGGUGUUAUGGGGAAGUGUGAUAGGUGUUCUGUUAGGCACCAUCUGGUUUACUGCUGUACAAGUUGUGUUAACACCCUUCUUCCCGUAUAUAGCAUCAUGUCCUUUAGGUGAGCUUUUAAUGGUACGGGAUUCCACAUUAAUACCACAUGUAUUCUGGUUUGAAUAUACAUCAACACGUUCAGAAGCGAGAAACAGACAGCGAAAAGUGACGUCACGGAAAUCCCAAUAGCAGUAGUUUUAUUUAUCUAGCUCUUUAAAUUAAUUUAUUAUAUUAUUAUUAAAAAUUUUAAAAAGUCAUGUUUUUAAAUUUCAUGUUUUAAACAAAUCAUCAUUGUCGGCAUCAUUCUUCUGCUCACUUUUACUUUUUACAUGUUGUGUAAUUAUGAAUUAUGAUUAAAAACUUUUGUGAUCAAUUUUACUGUGAAAUAAAAA
Messenger RNA from Ruditapes philippinarum (Manila clam), 1297 nucleotides. Its product is annotated as dolichyldiphosphatase 1-like. The record is from RefSeq and is a predicted model, not a curated record. NCBI's taxonomy places the organism in Eukaryota, Metazoa, Mollusca, Bivalvia, Venerida, Veneridae. Gene Ontology annotation, molecular function: dolichyldiphosphatase activity. Gene Ontology annotation, cellular component: endoplasmic reticulum membrane; intracellular membrane-bounded organelle. Gene Ontology annotation, biological process: protein N-linked glycosylation; lipid biosynthetic process.